This is a messenger RNA of Anastrepha obliqua, 1959 nucleotides long. It is a transcript of the gene PIG-T, whose product is annotated as GPI transamidase component PIG-T. The record is from RefSeq and is a predicted model, not a curated record. Lineage: Eukaryota; Metazoa; Arthropoda; Insecta; Diptera; Tephritidae. Gene Ontology annotation, biological process: attachment of GPI anchor to protein. Bases 92 to 1900 code for a protein of 602 amino acids. The transcript has 3 exons. Gene Ontology annotation, cellular component: GPI-anchor transamidase complex.
GCUAGAUUAUAAACAUUCGGAUAUUACCAUUUCGAACUUAAUUUCGAGUUUUGUAAAUUGGCUAGCCGUGUUGGAAUACAAAUACGUGAAAAUGUGGAUCAUUAUCAGUAUUAUAUAUUUCAUCUCCAUACUUGUUUUGCCAACUGAAGCUGUAAAAGAGUCUAGUGAAUUUCACGAAGAGCUAUUUGUACGGCCUAUGACAAAUGGGCAUGUCAACACUUUUUUUCAGUUUACUACUCGCUGGCACUACGGGGAUAGAGAUAAUUUACGCAACACGCAGCUUAUUCCCCGCCCGAUAGCAGAAACACUACUGCAGUACGAUGUUAAAGAAUUGCAUAUCAGUUUGACACAAGGCCUUUGGAGAUAUGAGACUUUUGGUUAUCCUGUGGUGGACGCUGCACCGGGCGCAGAAGUUUGGGCCUGGUUCGAGAGAGAAAAUUUGACUUCAAAUGAUGUGGAUGAUCAGUGGACAAAGCUGGCCAGCACAUUUUCGGGCAUUCUGUGUGCUUCACUUAAUUUUAUUGACCAAACCAAUAGUGUAGAGCCUAAGUAUAAUUUUCGACCACAAUUUGUCACGGGCAGUAAGGAAAAUAUACCGCAAUUUAUACGUUAUGCCAGUUUGCCGCGUGAAAACGUUUGUACGGAGAAUUUAACACCAUGGAAAAAACUGCUGCCCUGUAAUAGCAAACAAGGAUUCGCUUCUUUACUGAACUCCGGCUACGUACACAAUACAAAUUAUCACUCUUUGGGCAUAAAAAUGCGUACGAUAUGUGAAUCAUAUGAUAAAAAUUGCAUUUUGGAGUUCACUGAAACUGCAAAUUUGGUUUACGAUCCAAAGUUAUUAGGCACAAAUGGCGAUUUUUCGUUACGUCGCCUCUUUGGCCAGGGAUUAAAUGGCCACUGUUCAUUGGCAAAAAGUAGUAAAAUCUAUAUUAAUUUGGAUGAUCAACCUUAUGAUUUAACACCGACACCAAUGUACAAUAUAACUUCGAGUCGUGGUGGUACUACCACCGCCUUGGGUGUUUAUGAUAUUAAACGUUUAGAUGCAGAUAAAUUAUUUAAUAUCGCUUGGAUACAUCGCAAAGCAAGCAAACCAACGGUAUUAUUAACGCCACCACCGCCUAUUUAUGCACAUCGUUAUGUGCUAGGACAUGGUCAGGAAAGAGGCCAAAUCGUGACGCAAAUUACAAAUAAACAUUAUUCCUCACUGCCAAUUGUGUUGCAAGAAAACAUUCCAUGGUUUGUUCCAUCCUAUAUGCACACUCUGAAGCUUAUUGUACAGCCAGAAAACGGGCAAGAAUACAGAAUAAAACCACGAGCCAUGCACUAUAUACCAGGCGUACAGCGAAUACGGCCCUAUCAUUUGGAACUGGUCUUCGAGAUACCCGCACUAAGCACGGUGCAAGUAUCUUUUGAUUUUGAUUAUAUUUUUUUGAAAUGGCUCGAAUACCCGCCUGAUGCAAAUCAUGGUCACUACCUAGGAUCCGCAAUAAUCGCCACUCAGCUACCAGUAGGUCGCAAUUUCACUGCUAUUCCCGUAGAUAAACAUCUUUUUGCUGAUUCAUUCAAUGCAUCACGCCCGUCAUAUUUCUUAGAAAUUCGCACUGAAUCGCUUAUAUUAUCGCUGCCAACUCCUGACUUCAGUAUGCCAUACAACGUCAUUUGUCUGGCUUGUACGGUGGUUGCUUUAGCAUUUGGUCCAAUUCAUAGCGUGGCUACCAAACGUAUCGUUGUAGAGCACAAAGACGCGCCUCCACAGUCACUGAUCGGCAAAGUAAUGCGAAAGUUGUUCAAGUGGAAGCGAAAUGAAGCGGACAACAACACUACACAGCCACAAUCACAGGAUGAGAUGUUAUUUCAGCACGCAGAUGCGCAAAUUAUACACCAAAAAUUUGAAUAACUCGAAGAAGAUUUUUAUGUCUAUAAAAGAAUAAAUUUGUAUGCAUAAAUAUUCCAAAA